Messenger RNA from Danio rerio (zebrafish), 609 nucleotides. RefSeq names its product ubiquinol-cytochrome c reductase, complex III subunit XI (gene uqcr11). The record is from RefSeq and is marked validated. Gene Ontology annotation, biological process: mitochondrial electron transport, ubiquinol to cytochrome c. Lineage: Eukaryota; Metazoa; Chordata; Actinopteri; Cypriniformes; Danionidae. Gene Ontology annotation, cellular component: mitochondrion.
AUCCGCAGUUUCCUGCUGGUUUGUUCCUGUGCUGCUGCUCUUCACGUUCAUCCGAGAAUGUUGAGCAAAAUAAUCGGAAACAAAUACGCGUCCAUCGCGAAAACAUGGGUCCCCAAUCUUGUUUUCUGGGGGGGAGCAGGAGGUGUAGUUUUUGUCCACUUCACCGACUGGCGGCUCAUCCUGGACUACGUUCCCUACAUUAACGGAAAAUUCAAGAAAGAUGAUUAGAAGGUCAGUGUUGUCUAGUGGACUGAAGAUGGAGACGGGGCUCAAAACAUCUGAAUCAGACCCCUCUGUUCAUCAGCUGCCAACAAACAGUGUGAUAUUUAUUUCAGGAGCUUUGGAUUGAUUUGCCCUGGUGAUCCUUCAGUGUGGAUGUACACUCACUGAUGUCCAACAAUCAACAUUGGCUGAUGGAAAAGCAGGAGGUUUUUAUUCGACAGCAUCACUGUUUGAUUCCUCUGAAUCCUCCUGGAGUAAAUACACCGUCAAUCAUUCUCUCGUUAUGAAUAACCUCUGCGCGGACCUGAGCUCUGUUUGAUCGCUCUGUUGUGUUUUCCGUGUCAUCUGCAGGUUGAUGCGGUGCUUUAAUAAAGUACUUUAAUGUGA